CGAUACUCCGAAAUUUACACCAAAACCGAAGCCCAAAUCCGUCACUUUCAAAAAAAUACAAAUAGUAGUAUUAUUUUUAGAGAGAGAAAAUAGUUUUUUUUGGUGUGCGUGUUUUAGAGAGAGAAAGUAGUGUUAAGCUAGCAGUACAGAGAUUCAUAAUAAACAGACUCGUGGAGGCUCUGCUGGUGCGAUGCGUGGACGACAGGUGACAUGCAAUGGCGGAUCUCUACCUCCUAUAAAACCCUAACCGUUUGAUUCAUAAUAUUAUUACACAGAGACACUCUUCGUGGAGAUCGAUCUCGCGAUUCUGUAAAUACUCUGGAAAUGGCGACGGAGGUGGCGAAGCUGCUGUAUAUAGUGGUGAUGGAUGAGGAAGUGAAAGGAAAAGAGUCGUUUAGGUACACGCGUCCGGUUUUGCAGAGUACUCUGCAACUCAUGGGAUGUAAAGCGCGUCAUGCUUUUAAGAUUAGCAAAAGGGUUUUUGAACUGAUGAGAAGUGAAUCUUCAGGAGAUGCUCUACUUCCUAAACUGGAGGUAACUGGAGUUGAUGUUGCAAAAGGAAAUGAGUGGAAAGAAUUUAGUAGCAAGAGUUUACCAUUUGAGCUAUACAAACGGCGGACAACUGUAAUUGUUAGAAGAGAAACUUUCUUAAAUGUUGUUUGCAGUUCGUUGACCGAGUAUAAGUAUGUGGGUACUAACCAGAGGGCAGACUUGGUUUUGGCAUGCAGAAUUCGAGAAAGGAAGGAAUCUGUGACUGUGUUGCUUUGUGGAACUAGUGGUUGUGGAAAAUCUACUUUGUCCGCCUUGCUGGGUAGCAGAUUAGGAAUUACGACAGUGAUAUCUACUGACUCUAUUCGGCACAUGAUGAGAAGUUUUGUUGAUGAGAAGCAGAAUCCUUUACUAUGGGCUUCAACUUACCAUGCAGGAGAAUACUUGGACCCUGUGGCAGUUGCUGAGGCAAAAGCUAAAAGAAAGGAAAAAAAAUUAGCUGGGAUUGCAAAUGCACGACCUAAGGAUGAAGUUUCUGAUGGUUCUACUACGGUGAAAUCUGACGGUGAAUCACCAGAUGCAGGGGUCAGUACAGCUGAACUGAUUAGUUCUAAACAAAUGGCAGUUGAAGGAUACAAGGCACAAAGUGAAAUGGUUAUUGACAGUCUAGAUCGUCUAAUAACUGCUUGGGAAGAGAGGAAAGAAUCAGUGGUUGUUGAGGGUGUUCACUUGAGCCUUAAUUUUGUAAUGGGGCUUAUGAAGAAACAUCCUUCAAUCAUACCCUUCAUGAUAUAUAUUACAAAUGAAGACAAACACAUGGAACGAUUUGCUGUCCGAGCAAAGUAUAUGACGUUAGAUCCAGCUAAAAAUAAAUAUGUAAAGUAUAUAAGAAACAUCAGAACAAUCCAAGAUUAUCUAACCAAACGGGCCGAUAAACAUCUCGUCCCGAAAAUUAACAACACGAAUGUUGACAAGAGUGUGGCAGCCAUUCAUGCAACAGUUUUUAGCUGUCUUCGUAGGCGCGAGACAGGAGAGCCGCUUUAUGAUCCUACAACAAAUACUGUUUCUGUUGUUGAUGAAGAAUAUAGAAACCAAUGUGCUGCCAACUCAUUGAGCUCUAAAGGAAUGUAUCAACUUAUUCAGAGGAAAGGUUCAUCACGGCAUCUAAUGGCUCUUGUUAAUACUGAUGGGUCUGUGGCAAAGGCCUGGCCUGUUGAUUCUGUGGAUAGAAAUGGGAAUCCUAUAUUGGGCCAUGGGAUUGGCGGUGGAAGAGGGAUCCCUAUGUAUGGACCAUUGCAGAUUGGUAAGGCUGAACCAAUUAAUCUUCAGUUCGGCCACUUCGGAAUCAGUGCUUGGCCGAGUGAAGGUGGUACCAGUCAUACUGGCAGUAUUGAUGAAUCUCGGGCUGAUGGGACUGAUACUGGAAGUAAAUACCACUCUUCUUGCUGCAGUUCACCUCGCAUGUCGAUAUCCGAUGGGCAUUCAAAGGAGCUAAAGGAGGAACAAUCUGUGCAUGGUAGUGAUGAAGAAGUUGACGACCCACCGGAGGUGGACAGUGAUGAGGAUUUUAGUGACGAUGAGGAUCACCACGUGGAUGAAGAGGUCGGCUCAGUUGAUGAGGAGUCCACAAAAUCUGACGAAGAGUAUGAUGAUCUAGCAAUGCAAGAUGUACACGAAAAUGGUUAUUGGUCGGAUGACAACGACGAGUCCAAAGAUGAGGUGCCGCCUAUUUCUGCCGGCCGCCUCUCAAGUCCUCAGAAAGGAGAUAAGUACACUCAAAAUCUAGACCGCUUCAUUAGAUCUAGAAGCGAGCCACUUGGUGAGCCGUUAUGCGCAUACUCUUCCCUGCUUGCGGUAAAGGGUGGGAGGGGAGUGGCCGAUACCGGUAAUGUGAAAAUGAGAAAACGCUCACUAAGCAUUCCGGCCAUCGGAAAACAUGGGUCUGCAGUUAGUGAUCCCAUCCUUUCUGGAGCUCCGUAGAUAGGCAAAGAAUUUUAGUUGUUUUUUUUAAGCAGUUAGUUAGUUGAGGGUAAUAUGGCGAUCAAUCCAUUAAUAUUCAUAUUGAUUGCUGUUGAAUGACUUUGAACGGUUCGACUAUGUGAGUUGAUUGUUCUUGGUGUAAGCAAUCAUGUAAAGUGAAAAUUGUUUAAAUUAAUAAGAUAAAUGGAUUCUUACGCAGCCAAAAAACUAAAUGAUAUUUACA
Mercurialis annua (annual mercury) is the source of this 2692-nucleotide messenger RNA. RefSeq names its product P-loop NTPase domain-containing protein LPA1 homolog 1-like. Bases 325 to 2469 code for a protein of 714 amino acids. The transcript is spliced from 8 exons. NCBI's taxonomy places the organism in Eukaryota, Viridiplantae, Streptophyta, Magnoliopsida, Malpighiales, Euphorbiaceae. The record is from RefSeq and is a predicted model, not a curated record.